Xiphophorus hellerii (green swordtail) is the source of this 7057-nucleotide messenger RNA. It is a transcript of the gene itgb5, whose product is annotated as integrin, beta 5. Gene Ontology annotation, cellular component: cell surface; focal adhesion; integrin complex. Gene Ontology annotation, biological process: integrin-mediated signaling pathway; cell adhesion mediated by integrin; stress fiber assembly. Bases 515 to 2908 code for a protein of 797 amino acids. The record is from RefSeq and is a predicted model, not a curated record. Gene Ontology annotation, molecular function: integrin binding. Lineage: Eukaryota; Metazoa; Chordata; Actinopteri; Cyprinodontiformes; Poeciliidae. The transcript is spliced from 16 exons.
UCCAGCAGGGACGUAAACUGGACUGGGAGAGCGGAUCAUUAAAAGUCCGGAGAGGAACACCGCGGUUGUUUUGGAAUAUUGUUUUGGUGGACAUCUGCUGAGCUUGGCUCGGCUCUGACGUCAUCCCACCCUCGCUUUGCCGCUUCUCUGAGCCUCGGCAGUGCCAUGUAAUCGUAAGGGACGUUUGGGAGCUGCUGUCAUUUGUGUAGGUUUUGUCUGGAGGGGUCAGGUCAGGGAAGUGCAGAGGCGUCCAAGCAGAAAUCUGAGCUGCAGGAGCGGAUCGCAGGAACGAAUCGCCCCGGAGCCAGAGCGCUGCCUGCCGGGAGGAUGAUCCGAGGAGACCCCGGCGACGCGGUCGAGGUCCGCACAGAUAACCGGAGCGGAGUCAAAUGGGAGGUCUGAUGGGAAACUAGACACGUCGGCGCGUGUUUUGGUGUGUGGGGGUUUGCUUGCGUGUGUAUGUGUUGAGAAGAAAACUAGAAAUCUAGAAGCUGACUGGCGGCGCCGUGACACCAUGUGGAGCCCGGGAAGAGCCGCUCUGUGCUGGAUGCUGCUGGAGACGUUUCUGCGCUCUGCUGGAGGUCUCAACAUCUGUAUGAGCGGCAGCGCCACCUCCUGUGAAGAAUGCCUCCUGAUCCACCCCAGCUGCGCCUGGUGCGCACAAGAGGACUUCGGGAAGCGCCGCUCGCUGACGUCGCGAUGCGACCUCAAGCAAAACUUGCAGAAGAGGGGCUGUGAGCCGCGCUUCAUCGAGUACCCCAGGAGUACAAUCUCCGUCCUGCAGAACUCACCGCUGAGCACUAAAGGAUCGGGACCGGCCCAGUACGACGUGGUGCAGAUCAUGCCCCAGAGGAUCUCCCUCAGCCUGCGGCCAGGAGACCAGACGGCGUUCAGCCUGCAGGUGCGGCAGGUGGAGGAUUACCCGGUGGACCUCUACUACCUGAUGGACCUCUCGCUGUCCAUGAAAGACGACCUGGACACCAUCCGUAACCUGGGCACCAAGCUGGCGGAGGAGAUGGGGAAGCUGACCAGCAACUUCCGUCUGGGCUUCGGCUCCUUCGUGGAUAAAAACAUGUCGCCCUUCUCCUACACGGCCCCCAAGUACCAGGAGAACCCCUGCAACGGAUACAAGCUCUUCCCAAACUGCGUGCCCACCUUCGGUUUUCGCCACAUCCUCUCUCUGACGGACAAAGUGGACCGUUUCAACGAGGAGGUGCAGAAGCAGAUGGUGUCCCGGAACCGAGAUGCUCCAGAGGGCGGCUUCGACGCCAUCCUGCAGGCCGCCGUGUGCAAGGAGGAGAUUGGCUGGAGGAAGGAGGCCUACCACCUGCUGGUGUUUGCCACGGACGACGUGCCGCACCUGGCUCUGGAUGGCCGGCUGGGGGGGCUGGUCCAGCCUCACGACGGCCGCUGUCACCUCAACGACCACAAUGAGUACAGCGCCUCCACCAAGAUGGACUAUCCGUCCCUCGCUCUGCUUGGAGAGAAACUGGCCGAAAAUAACAUCUUCCUCAUCUUCGCCGUGACCAAACGGCUCUACGUUAUUUAUAAGAAUUUCACAGCUCUCAUACCUGGAACCACAGUGGAGAUCCUGGACCAGGACUCGAAGAACGUCAUCCAGCUGAUCAUCGCCGCCUACAACAACAUUCGGUCCAAAGUGGAGCUGACUGUGUCGGAUCACCCCGAGGACAUCAGCCUGUCCUUCACCGCCACUUGCCAGGAUGGGAAGCCGCUGCCAGGCUUUAGGAAGUGUGCAGACUUGAAGAUUGGAGAAACGGUGUCCUUCGAUGUGAGUGUGGAAGCUCGUGGCUGCCCGCCCCGCGGCACCGACCAGACCUUCACCAUAAAGCCGGUGGGGUUUAAGGACCGCCUGGAGGUGGCUGUGGACUAUCAGUGUGACUGCAGCUGCAGCCGGACGGCGCAGAUCAACAGCAGCCUCUGCAACUCCAUUGGCAUGUAUAACUGCGGUACCUGCCGGUGCGAGCCGGGCUACCUGGGCGCCCACUGCGAGUGCCAGGAGGGCGAGGCCAGCAGCAUGUACCUCAGCGCCUGCCGGGAAGCCGAGGGCAAGCAGGUCUGCAGCGGCCGCGGCGAGUGCAGCUGCAACCAGUGCCUCUGCUACGAGUCUGAGUUUGGGAAGAUCUACGGAAGAUUCUGCGAGUGCGACGACUUCUCCUGCGCCAGACACAAAGGCGUCCUCUGCUCAGGUCAUGGAGAAUGCCACUGUGGGGAGUGCAAAUGCCACGCCGGCUUCGUGGGUGACAACUGUAACUGCUCCACAGAGAUGUCGCUCUGCUUCUCGGACGACGGGAAGAUGUGCAGCGGGCGAGGGAGCUGCGUGUGCGGCCGCUGUCAGUGCACCGAGCCGGGGGCGUUUGGAGAGACCUGCGAGAAAUGCCCCACCUGCCCCGAUGCCUGCGGCACCAAAAGGGAGUGUAUCGAGUGUCGGCUUUUCAACUCGGGGAGACUCGCAGACAACGAGACCUGCCAGCGCUUGUGCAAGGAUAAAAUCAUAACUGUGGAGAGCCUCGAAAACGAGGACGAUACAGCGGUGCUGUGUGUGUAUAAGACGGAGGACGACUGUGUGAUGAAGUUCACGUACCUGGAGCACGUCAGCGGACGCUCCAUCCUCACCGCGCUCCAGGAGCCGGAGUGUGGAGGUGGUCCGUCUGCCUUAACGGUCCUACUUGUUGUGGUGGGCACCAUCUUACUGGUGGGAGUGGUUCUGCUGGCCACCUGGAAACUGGUCAUCACCAUACACGACCGGAGAGAGUUCUCUCGCUUCCAGAGCGCUCGGGUCCGCGCCCGGUACCUCAUGGCAUCCAACCCUCUGUACAAGGACCCCAUCACCACUCACUUUGCAGAAAUGGAAACGUUUGAGAAGUCUUUUAACGGCGGGGUCCACUGAUCCCUCUGCAUGGGGCACGGCAGGACCGGUCCAACACACAGACCCCUGAAUGAUGGAGGACAGCAGACUGAACACACCCCCCCCUCCCUCUCUCCGCUCUCCGCCCGUCCACGCUGCUGACAAGCGAUUCAAACGAACCCAGAAGACGUUGAGUCUGUCGUAUUUCUGUUCCUGAGGAGAUUCAAACGGACGAUUAAACUCGGAGCGUGGAGCAGACUCAAAAUGUGGAUGUGCAGCUUACACAAGAUAAACUCCUAACUCCAACCACAUAGAGCAGCAUGUACUGAACAGGAUAUUGGCUUAUAUUUCCAUAUUUUCAGAAAUACUAAAGACACAUUUGAGAAAUGAGCUCUUCACUCAGCAGGACUCUGAUUUGCAGCAUAUUACUAGCUUAUAUUUCUAAAGAAGGUUGUAAUGAUCAUUUGAUACUACUAAUAUUUACUAAGCAACAGAUGUCUUACCUUUAUUUUGCACACAAGGUGUUAAAAUGUCUAAUUCUGUAAAGAUUUGUUUGGGUUGAUCACAUGAUGUAGUUUUACUCUCUUCUGUUAAUGUGAACAGCAGGGUAUUAACAAAGUGAAACCUGGACAUGAAGAGACUGCACUCGUGUCCCUCUUGUGUUGUCGAUGGGAACCAAACUGCCUCACCUCGAGUUCAAGAGAAGCUCCAAUCAGAUUUUAGCUCCCAGUUUUUCUAAAGCUUGAUCUGCCGACACCAGUUUGACUGAAUCUGGGUUCCCUUUAAGAACUAAAAUACACAAAGAUUUAUGAUGAGCAUUGAACAUAUUUUUCUCUUGCCUUCCUGUUGUGAUCAUGUCGUCUACAAAUGAGGAGCAGAGGUGAUGGCCAGUCAGAGAGUUGAUGUUUUAAACUGGCUGUGAUGUCUGGUGUUAGCCAUUCACCAGUUAGAAUGAAAAGUGAAACCUGAGCACCGUUGCUGUGCUCCACUCAGCCUUCCCGUUACUUACUGACAUCUUGUUCCGUUUCAACACAUCCUGUAAAACGUCUCCGCGCCUCUUCUGACUUUAGUUUGAGCUUUCUUCGCUCAGCAAAGGACCCAGUAUGGUCGACCUGAACUGUCGACUCGCGGUCACGUGGUUUCAAAACAUUCUUUUUCGCACACACCCUUCAAAGUCCACAAGCCGCACCGAGCCAAGUGAAACCCCUCCCGCUGUAGGAUGGUGAACACAGCGAUCAUGUCAGAGAGGAUUGACUAUUACAAGUUCACAAGUUCUGAAAAAAAUAAUGACUGAUGAGCUGCAGCAUCUUUAUUUUGCAUGUUAAUGGGAAGAAAAGAAAGAUAGGACUUUCGCCCAUUGUUACAUGUUUAUGUACUUCCUCAAUACCUCGGAAGAUCAAAUCCAUCCUGCUCUCUGGCUGAAAAAGCAGCUUCUGGAAGUUGAGUAGUCAGAGCUACACAACAUUGCUGUCCCAGUGCCUUUCUGCAUAAAUAACCACAAAAUUCUGCUCUGCCUGCAGAGUGUAAUGAAAAGUUUGCCAGGGGGGUUGUGACAAGGAGGGGUGCACGACAGCAGACUGAGAACAAAAUGAAGGUAUUAUCGUCACACAAUGGCGACAAAGAAAACUAUUGGUCCAACCACACAGAACCUUUAAGAACAACCAGAGAGUUCUCCUUAUGGCGACCUGGAAGUGUUUACUUUUAGUGUCUUUACAGAUGGGGGGGAAAUAUGGGACUUUUAAAGUUCUAAUGGCCUGAUGAUUCUGGUCACCAGAUGAAUUCUUUUUGGAUCUCUAGGUCAGAGCAACCUUUUUGUGGUUACUGAAAACACAUGCUCUAUUAUUUUUAAAAGCUGAGUCAUUCCCAGUUGAUUAAGUGUGAGGACCGCUCUUCUUUCAGUCCCGUUGUGACUCAUCUACUUGGAAGGGAGGGAAAGUUUGGAUUUUCUCGUGAAUUAUUGACACAAAUUGCAAUCAAGACCCUUUGCAGAAUGCAAAUUACAGUGGACAGAGUGCCUAGAAAUGGUUUGCUUCAAGUCUUGAAUGCAUUUCUCUUGUCUCUAAUUGACCAUCCUACAUAGAGUCCUGCUUACAGAUGAUGUGCUAGUCAGAACUUGCACAAACUGAUGGGAUAAAGCCUUUACUUUGCCCAGGGAGUCUUCUAUUACAACAGCAGCCUAAGAUUCUAAAUGACUCACAGUGAGAAACACAGCCAAGAAAACAAAUUAGGUGCCUAGUUAAUCCAAAAGGAAUCCUUUGAUGUGGUUGUAAUUGGGUCACCACGUAGACCAGCGUCAGGACAUGUUAAUGAAUUAAUAUCUAAGGAGCUGAAAUGACUAAACUGAAUGCAACAAGGUGUAAAUGGUUCCAACAUGAGUUGACUUGUCAUGUUACAGGAGGUUCCAAAGCAUCAGUCAAAACAGUGAGUGGAGGUAUUGCUGUUGAAACACGUUUGACAGCAAUAACAGCACCAUUAGGUUUGGUACGGGGCCCAGUAGGGGUUUGGUACGGGGCCCAGUUGGGGUUUGGUGUGUGGGUUGUCACAGAGGAACCAGUGGGUGUGUUUGGGACACGCGUAUCGUCUUCCACUGUGUUGUAAAGAGACAGCCUAGCAAUUGGGCUUCAUGUCAGUUUAAACUCUUAAAUAUUUUCAAAGAUCAUUAUUGUGAUUUCAUUUUAAUUCACCAUGCCACUAUAUUGUGUACCUUAAUAGCAGAGAUCAUGUGUAUCUGCAUUUCCAUUACAAAUGAGAGCAAAUCUUUGUUUAUGUUCUGCUAAUGUUGAAAAAACACAAUUUUGCAAUUGUGGUGUUUCUGUUAAAUAAGAAAUUAAAUUAAAUUCACACGUGAAUAAGCUUGUUCACGUGGUAAGUCAUUAAAAAUCAUGGCAGCAAGAGAUGUAAACAGUUAAGAUAUAUUCAUAAUUCAGCCAUGGCCUAGCGCGUAUCAUCUGUCAGCCAAUCAGAAGAGACUUUGGUGUCUUAUUCAGGCUUUGGAGCGACAAGCUACUUGGGAGCAGCUAGGCAUGUCACGUUGGGGAAAUUGUAGUCGGCCAUUUUACAGAAAAGUUAUGGAUUGAACUCAAUAUAAUGACACAACUUUUUAUGAACUGUGAUGCUGUUAGAGCUCUGGAGGAGCCAGCUGCACAUUGUCCAAAAAAAACAAACUGUCAUCCUCCUACCACUUCCUGUUUGUCGUUUUCGCCAGUAGUUACAUGCGAUUGUUGAUCCAUGACCAUAGCCAAAAACACAACCUCAUCCUACUCAAAAAAACGUGAGGUUUUUUCUGAAAUUUCCUUGUUUCCAUUAAGCCAAUUUAUUUUUGUAAUUUCAAUUUGUGCAAUUUUCUGGUUAAUGGAAACGCAGCUGGAGGCUGUCACUGAUUUGCUGUUUAAACCUGUUGACAGUUGUUGGUUUGUACUUUUUGGAUAGAAGAAGAUUAAUAUGUAGUUAAUUAGUUGAAUAGAUCCAGAUUUUAUUCAUAAUUUUUGGGGAGAUAAAAAAAGAGCUUUGUUUGCAGUCCUGAAUGCAGAGAUGACUCAAUGUUCAAACAAUUAUGUUGUCUUUUUCUGUGCUGUCAUCUGUAAAUGUCUUUCCAGUAUCACCAGCCUUUUGCAUGAUAAAGGAUGUGGUGUUGUUGCUGAACUUGUACAGCUAGCUGGGUGUUGUUAGCUGUGUUUCCAUUACAAAUAUGACAAAACCUUGUCGAUAAUAUGCUAAUGCUGAAACACAUUUAAAAUCACGUGAAAAGUCAUUAUAAAACACCCAGCACCAUCAUCCUCCUGCCACUUCCUGUCGUCUUCUUUGACGUUUCUGCCAGUAGUAACGUCCCGCUGUUGAUCAAGUGACUUGUGCCAAAUGAAAAAAGUGUUCCCAUUGCAGUUUUCAAAAUACAUCUACAGUAUAUGGCCAAAAAACAACCUCAUCAUAGCUCAAUUUCUUUUUUAAAUUCCCUUAUCUGAAUUAAGUAAAUGUAUUUUCAUAAUUCCAAUUUGCACAAUUAUACGUUCAAUGGAAACACAGCUGUUGUGUGGGAGGGGGCUUGUGAAUAUUACUUGAGAGUGCCAAAUGGAUGGCUGUGUGUUUUUAUUAAGAGUUUGUCUCCUGGAACAGAAAUGUUCUUCCUGCAGGGUCCUUGAAGACAUGUCCACACUCCAUGUUGAUGUAACAAUAAACGGCUCAGUUCAAACACUU